Hipposideros armiger (great roundleaf bat) is the source of this 5546-nucleotide messenger RNA. RefSeq names its product RUN and FYVE domain containing 2 (gene RUFY2). The transcript has 17 exons. Gene Ontology annotation, molecular function: metal ion binding. The record is from RefSeq and is a predicted model, not a curated record. Lineage: Eukaryota; Metazoa; Chordata; Mammalia; Chiroptera; Hipposideridae. Gene Ontology annotation, cellular component: cytoplasm. Bases 1779 to 3626 code for a protein of 615 amino acids.
CUGGGGCAGCCGGGGACUCAGGGUCGCCCGGGGUCGCCAUGGCAACGCGAGGCCGCCCCCAGUUCCCUCCUGCUUGAGCCCCUGUUCUGGGGUCUACUGACCCAGAGCUUUUGGUCCGACGGCUACCAGGGAGCCAGGACAGGGCCGGCCGGGGUGCAGCUCCCGGGUCGUGGGAACAGUCGGGGACGGGAGAUGACUUUUCUGGUUUGGGGGUGGCGGAGGGCAGACGCGUCUCAGGUUCUGGCCUGGGUCCCCGACGCCGAGGGUGGGAGAGGUGUAGCGAUGCCGCGCAGGACCUCGGGUGAGCCCUCCGCGAGGGUCCCGGGGGGCUCCCCGAGCCCUUUGGGCAGCCUUGCUGAGCGGAGGAAGGGAGGCAGGGAAAGGGCUCUAGGCUCGGGCAAGAUGCGGGGACUGCGGGGGCCCUUGGUACGGUCUGGAGGCCGUGACCCGGCAGGACGCAUCCGUGAGCCCGGGCGGGGUGCGGCCGAGCUGUAAACGCUCGUCUGCGAGGAAGCUGCUGUCACCUAGCAAGGACCUGCUUCGUAGCAGCUUCAGAGGCGCCCUUUGUCCGAUUGUCGCACCGUACGUUACGGAUUGUGAUGGGCUCUGUUAAGAAACAGAGAAUUGCCAUAGAUUAUGAAACAUCAAGUGGUUGCGACCCCGAAAAGAGAGGGCGUCAUACGCUAUCCAGAUUUGAAGAAAUGAAGUGUGGAGAUUUCCCACCUGCUAGCUUGGUCAUAGCAGGCAUGGCAGUUUGCAUUUGAGUUGCUUAGGAUUCAGUGUCAGGCCUAGCCGUUUGAGAUCAGAACUAGAAGACUACAUCAUUGGGAACCCUGGACUUGUGUUUAGUGAAGGAAAAACGGACACAUGGUUUACUUGGACUUGUAAAUUUGUCAGAGAUUAUGAAACGGUUUUCUCAGUGCUUCAUUUUUCUGCACUUCAUUUUGUCAUCUGUGUUUGUGAGAAUAUUCCUGCCUCACACAACAGUGAUGAGAGCAUGGGGAAACAUCUGAAUUUCUAAGUAAUCUGAUAAUAAAAUUUGUGGGAAAGAAAAAAAAAUUUUGUGACUUGAAAAUAUUAAUUAAAAUGAGUUUUUAAAAAGUGCAUCUAUUAACUUGGUAUUCAACUGAAUCAUCUCUGUGAAAGGACAGGGAAUUUUGAUGUGAAACAGGACCCUGCCUUUAUUUUCUCUGUGAAAAUAAAGGAGUCAUGCAGUAUAGAACUACAGUUGGCAAUGAAAAAAGAAAGAGGGAUAAAAUGAGUGAAAAUUGAAUGGCUUUUCCUGUAUCCUCUUAUAUGUCAGUAUGUUGUUAUUUACCUGUCAUGUUGGUUAUGGAUGAUACUGGAAUCUUAGAAUUUUAACUACCUUUUCUUUUAUUGCCAGUUUAUUCUGAACAUUUUUUUCCUUGGAAUUUGCCCUUGAACGGUUCCUGCUAUCCACCUUUUGCAUGAGACCCUUAAACAUGUUGUCUAUUACUCCAAACUUAUCUCUACAGAAAGUCAUUUAAAAAAAAAUUCAUUCUCCCUGAAGAGGUACCACAAAAGUAAAAUAAAUACCAGAGAUUAGCCAAUUUAUAGGAUCUUGACAAUAAUUCAUAAACUUUGGCUAGAGUGGGCACAGUAGUGUUCUGUGGUAUAUGUGUGAGAGACAAAAGGAAGUGAACUAGGGGUAUAGGUUAAUUAGGAAGACUAAUUUGUCGACCAAGAAAAAACAAACCACUGUUGGUUUUAUAGGGGAAGGAAAGUGUUUGUAUAUUUUUCAAUGUUAUGUCUUGCAAAUGAUGUUGGACUCCUUUCUUGUGCUUUCAGCUACAAAAGACCCCACAGCUGUAGAGAGAGCAAACUUGUUAAACAUGGCUAAACUCAGUAUCAAAGGACUCAUUGAAUCUGCUCUAAGCUUUGGCCGCACUUUGGAUUCUGACUACCCCCCCUUGCAGCAGUUCUUUGUUGUUAUGGAACAUUGUCUGAAACACGGUCUUAAAGUAAGAAAAUCAUUUUUGAGUUACAACAAAACUAUUUGGGGCCCUUUGGAACUGGUGGAGAAGCUAUACCCAGAAGCAGAGGAAAUAGGAGCUAGUGUCCGGGAUUUACCUGGUCUUAAGACACCCCUGGGUCGUGCAAGAGCAUGGCUUCGAUUAGCCCUCAUGCAAAAAAAAAUGGCUGAUUACCUUCGUUGCUUAAUUAUUCAGAGGGAACUCUUGAGUGAAUUCUAUGAGUAUCAUGCACUAAUGAUGGAAGAAGAAGGAGCAGUAAUUGUUGGGCUGCUGGUUGGUCUGAAUGUGAUAGAUGCUAAUCUGUGUGUCAAGGGAGAAGAUUUAGACUCACAAGUUGGAGUGAUUGAUUUUUCCAUGUAUUUAAAGAAUGAAGAAGAUGUUGGAAAUAAAGAAAGGAAUGUUCAAAUUGCUGCCAUAUUAGACCAGAAGAAUUAUGUUGAAGAGUUAAAUAGACAACUGAACAGCACAGUCAGCAGUCUCCAUUCAAGAGUUGACUCAUUAGAAAAGUCAAAUACUAAGCUGAUUGAAGAGUUAGCAAUAGCAAAGAAUAAUAUCAUUAAACUCCAAGAAGAAAAUCAUCAAUUACGAAAUGAAAAUAAAUUGAUUUUAAUGAAAACACAGCAGCACCUAGAGGUUACCAAAGUGGAUGUGGAUGCUGAGCUUCAAACAUAUAAGCAUUCUCGGCAGGAGCUAGAUGAAAUGUACAAUGAAGCCAGAAGGCAGCUUCGAGAUGAAUCUCAGUUACGACAGGAUGUGGAGAACGAGCUAGCAGUACAAGUUAGUAUGAAACAUGAAAUUGAACUUGCAAUGAAGUUGUUGGAGAAGGAUAUCCAUGAGAAACAAGAUACUCUGAUAGGCCUUCGACAACAGCUAGAGGAAGUUAAAGCAAUUAACAUAGAGAUGUAUCAAAAGUUGCAGGGUUCUGAAGAUGGUUUGAAAGAAAAAAAUGAAAUAAUUGCCCGAUUAGAAGAAAAAACAAAUAAAAUUACUGUAGCCAUGAGGCAGCUGGAACAAAGAUUGCAGCAAGCAGAGAAGGCGCAAAUGGAAGCUGAAGAUGAGGACAAGAAAUAUCUACAAGAAUGUCAGAGUAAAUCCGACAGUCUGCAGAAACAAAUCUCCCAAAAGGAGAAACAACUGGUGCAACUGGAAACUGAUUUGAAGAUUGAGAAGGAAUGGAGGCAGACUUUACAGGAAGAUCUUCAAAAGGAGAAAGAUGCCUUAUCUCAUCUUAGAAAUGAGACCCAACAAAUCGUUAGUCUUAAAAAAGAAUUCCUUAACCUCCAGGAUGAAAAUCAGCAGUUGAAAAAAAUAUAUCAUGAACAGGAGCAAGCUCUUCAAGAACUCGGCAACAAACUUAGCGAAUCAAAACUUAAAAUAGAAGAUAUAAAAGAAGCCAACAAAGCAUUGCAGGGACUGGUUUGGUUGAAAGACAAAGAAGCAACACAUUGCAAGCUUUGUGAAAAGGAAUUCUCCCUCUCUAAGAGAAAGCACCACUGUAGAAACUGUGGGGAAAUUUUCUGUAAUGCUUGUUCUGACAACGAACUGCCUUUGCCUUCUUCACCAAAGCCAGUACGGGUUUGUGAUUCCUGUCACGCAUUGCUGAUUCAGAGAUGCUCAUCUAAUUUGCCCUAAGACUCCAGAACUAAAUCCUUACUGUAUGCUGAAGUACUUACGAUGAAUGUUACAUAUGAACAUGUACACAACAUAUUCAGACAGCCCUUCUUAAGCAGCUUUCAGACAGUACUGGUAACAGUUUCUUCCACAUAUUCAAUUCAUGGGAAUUAGAAGUUGUGUAAUUUGGUAUUUCCUUUUCCAUUGGUAUUCAAAAAGAAUUUUCAAGAGGGCAUGCUUUAAAAUAACUUCAGCUUAAUUCCUAAUUCAUGUAAUAAUCAUGUAAUUCUUAAUGACAACGCAAGGCCAGAUAGCAUAGCUAACACAUUUGCCUUAUUUGGUAAUGGCCUUCUUAGGGCUUCGGAUGUAUGCUCCUAAUUGUUGUGUUGGUUGGUAUUUGUGGUGCCUGUAAUUUUCCUAAUGCACUUUAAAGCUUUAUGGUUCUCAGAGAAAGACUGAAAAUGCAUAGAACUUUUCACAAGCAUUAAUAUUUCACUUCAAGAUUUUCCAUUAGCUUGGCAAGAUUUCAAGCUAACUUUAUUUAUUUGCCCCCUUUCUCCCCCCCCUUCCUUUGCCCAUUUUGCAUUAGAAAAAGCCAGUAUUUUGUACAAUUCCCCUUUUGUCUUCCUCCUAAAAUCAAUGUACUUGCUGGUACCUUUCAGACACAAAGAGGCAUUAUUUUGCCUCACCUUUUCCCUUAUUUUGAAAGGAAAAACCAUCAUCCUUUUACCUUAUGUUGCUGCUACUUGUAGAUCUUUUCCAGCAACUUUUAAGCAUUACAUUGCAGUGGUCUACUACUGCAUGAGUAAAAAAUUCAGCAUAUACUGAGCCCUUCUAAGCCAGGGUCUUUGGAAGAUAUGGUAUCAGCCCUACAAUGAAAUAUACUUGAACCGUUUCAAGCAUGAAAGAUUGAAUAAACACUAAAUCUGUUGUAUUGCUUAUAGCAUACCAAGAAUUUAAUCUCUAGUUACCCUUAUAUAAUUAAUCACUUGAACAGCAUCAUCACUUGGGAGCCUAAUUUUUUUUUCCUAUUAGUUUAAUUUCUGCCAUGCACUUUAAGCCUGUGAAUCUUUCAAAGAAUGUCAUAUUAGGAAUCUUACAUUAAUUCUAGGAACAUUAGUUAAUUCUAGGGACAUUAGUGAUUUUAAUCAUGGCCAUUUCUCUACCCCUUAGGAUGUUACUUUAUUCUGCAAUAUCUUUUCCUCAGUGAAGUACAUACUUUCACUAAGUUUAAAAUUAUUUAAUUUCUAAAUUGCCAAAGUAUGAAAACUAGCAUUUUACUUGGAAGAUUUAUUUUCUCCAUAACCCAAUUUGAUGUCUUCAAAACAUAUUUUAGGUGGUCUUUCUUGAAUGCUAAUAGAAAUGUUAUCCAGAGAUAUGAAUUAUAUUCUUGAACUGUUUUGUAUUGAUGGGAUGGAUUAACAUUUUUAUGAUUGCUGAAAAUAAGCAAAAAUGAAAAAUUUCAAAUACUAGGCCUUUUUUAUUACUGUACUUAGAACAACUUUUAAAAUGGCAUUUUUCCCUUAAAUUCCAAGGCUGGUUUCAUUCAACAAAUAAACUAUGAUUUUUAGUCCCCCUUUAAAUUCUUUGCCAUUCAAAACUCAUGUAUCACCACUGAUUUGGGCUUUUUGUAGGCAGCAAUACAACUUGCUCCAUUUAGUUUUGGCUUUUUAAGAAACCACUUACACUAAUUUUGUCUUUUGUUACAAAACCUUUGAUUUGUAUUUUGUGAUUGUGAACCUACACUUUUACUUUUCAAGUAAGAUUUGCCCUCACAGAAGUAUUUAUCUUACUAAACUUCACAUAACCAUUCUCUCAUCUAGCCAGUACUACCAUAAUAAUGCUAUCAUGGUGCCAAGGAAUUGUGAUUGUCAUUCCACCCUGCAAUGUUUUAAAAUAAAAUGUGCGUUUUAUAAACCAAGUAAAAGAUUUCAAAAAUUA